Molecule: messenger RNA, 1778 nt
Organism: Solanum pennellii
Lineage: Eukaryota; Viridiplantae; Streptophyta; Magnoliopsida; Solanales; Solanaceae
Exons: 7
Coding region: 157-792 (211 amino acids)
Source: RefSeq, a predicted model, not a curated record
UCUCCCAUCCAGGUCGACUAUGGGCAGAAGAAGAAAAAAGGGAUUUAUCCCUCGAAGAAAUAAAGGCUGCCCAAACAUAUAUCUUACUAAAUUGUGAGGAGAUUGAUCUGUUUGUGAGGGUCAAAUAGAGGAGAGUAUUGAAGAAAAUUUCGCACUAUGGUUCAAGGAAUUAAUAUGGCUGGAGGCACAGUUCGUAGAAAAUCCUCAGGUUGGAGUAAUCCUGCUAUUCUUGCAAGCAUGACAACUCUUUCCAAGAACACUAGAUUUUCUCCUCGAAAAGGUGGUACCCCGACCAAUAUUGUAACGUCAACUAAGAGUAUUAGCCCAUUCAUCUCAAAGACACCUCCAGUUACACAAAAUGAGAGUAACCGAACAGGUAUGUUUGGAGGCAGAGGUCGUGGAAAAUCCUCAGGUAAGAAUAAUUCUUUUAUUCGUGUAAACAUGCCAACUAUUCCCAAGCCCACUACAAUUUCUCCUCAACAAGGUGGUACCCCGACCAAUAUUGAAACGUUAACUCAAAGUACUCGCCCAACCAUCUCCGAGAAACCUCCAGCUACAUCAAAUGACAGUAACCUAAUAGGUCAAGGUAUUUCUACCCGUAGCAAUGUUCCAACAGGUCAUACAAAUACAGUUGCUGAAGGUGAAUCCCACAGUAGCCAUCCAAGGACCCUCGUCUUUCUAACUUCUUCAGAACUGGAACCUUCUCAAAUAUGCUCUAGAUCAUAUCCAAAUCUUUCAAAAAAAUUGUUGAUCUCAAUUGAAUCAAUUGGUAAGGUGUUUCAAAUGAUGUAAGAAAUGGUUAUUUUGGAGAAUUUAAGGUAUAAUUUUUUAUGGUAAGGGAUUUUAGCAAGUGUAUUCACAUAUAUAGAUAGGACAUUCAUGUACUUCUUUCAAAACUUACUUCAAAAAAAGUUCUGCUAGGAUGUUUCCAUUAGUGAAAACAAAGUCAAAACACACUGGAUGGUUAAGGCAACAUUAAAUUAUAGGAAUUUUAUUUCAAAAAAAAAGGAGGAGUUGGGCCACGUUACGUACAAGAAGAUGUGUUCGAAAGAUGGAUGGAACUUCGGGGAAAUGCAGAGUCUAUUAGGAAAUCAUAAAUUAAUUCGCAAAAUAGUCCUGGCGGUCGUGAAAUUGCCAUUGGGACUCACACUAGUGGCUCUAUUUCUAUCGGAGAACAUCACAAGAAACUUGCUAUUGAAAAAGGACGAGAUCCCACGCCAAGUGAGUUACAUCUUCAUGUUCAUACAUAUGGACAUGAUGGAAAAACAUUGUUGGUGAGCGUUCUCGAGAUAUCCAUUAAAAAUAUGAAGAAAUAUUAAAGGAAAAAACAUUGUCUGAAACUGAUAUUGAUCAAUAUGAAGAAUAUUACCAAGCUACGGGAGGAGAAAAGAAAAGAAGAAUCUACGGUCUUGGUUCUAAAGCAAAACAUUAAUAUGGGCAGAAACUUUGUGGGUCAUCAUCAUUACCACAUCCAUUUAUCAAUCAACAUCGACAAAAAAUAUGGAAGAGUUUGUAAAGAAAAUGAUGUCUGCACUAAUUAGUCAUCUUGUUGCUAUUAGUGUUGAGGAGGUGAAAGCAUCGAUUAAUCCAUUCGGCAAUCCAUCGUCUGCGGGGCCCAUGCCUCCUGCUAGUAAUGUGGAUGACGUUGAUACCUCUAUUUCAAGUUGAUACCUCCACCGCUUCAAUUUUUCAUAAUGUCAUACUUUUUGGAAACUAGAAAUUACCUGUAGUAAUAUUUUGAUGAAAAUGGGUUAAUUUUGAGAGUACUUUAUAGUUUU